CCAUGAGGCGGCGCUAAAACCUGGCGGCUCACUUGGCUUCCUCUGGGCGCGCUCUCGACAGGAAGGAGGUUCCUCUCAACGAAGGCAGUUGUAGUUUGGACUUUAAAGUUCCUCUUAACUCAUUCAAAUCCUGUCAAACCUUGGAAUAAACACACAUUUAGGUGACCUAGCCUCGGACACCCCAUCUCCCUGGAGUCCAUGUUUGUAUUUUUAUUCUUCUUUUUGUGGCGACUUUAUGUGUUGGUGAGCUCCGUGAAACAGCACACCUGCGUGACUCAGAGCAUGAUUGAGGACCUCCUCCAAAAAAACGCACUCGUAUGUUUUUAGUGUCCAGCAGGGAUGUGUUCCAGUCGGGGUAUUUGCAACAGAAACGAGAGCUCUCGCAACAGGUCCACUCAUUCCGAGAGCACCGGUUCGGGGGCCCACUAUGCUCUGUGUGCCCUGGGAGUCGGCCUCAUCGCCCUGGGCGUGGUCAUGAUUGUGUGGACGGUGAUACCUGUUGAUGGCGAGGCGUCCGGCGGCUCCACCAACUCGUCCAGCAACUCCACGGCAGACGGUAAUGACGACAAUGAAGAAGAAGAGGGCGAGCUCGCCAAGUCCUCGUCGGUCGCCAUGGUGCUGGUGGGCGUGGGCCUCGCCAUGCUGCUCUUGUCCAUUUGCCUUGGCGUUAGAAGCAAGCGGAGAGCUCGUGAAAGCAGAGAGCAGCAGUCGACGGCAGCAGCAACCGCCUUCCUGGACCAUGUGGCCAGCGAUCAGUCAGCUCCAGAUCCAGCUUCAUUCAACGUCCCCACCUACGAGGAGGUGGUCGGAAGCAGCGACUACCCCGUCCGCCACAGCAACCUUCGCCAAAGCACCACGCAUCUCCCCUCCUAUGAGGACAUUUUAGCAGCCGUGGAGAACGAGGGCGCUGAGCCCGCCAACCAGCCAACCGAAGACACUCAAGUCAACGAGCCCGCGUCUCCCGAGGCCCAACCAUCCACCGGCACCGAUACUUCCGCACGUCAGCCCAGCCUGCCGGCGCGCAGCGCCAGUCGAGCCAGCCGCUUACUGCGCCCCCUGCGGGUGAGGCGGAUUAAAUCAGACAAACUACACCUGAAGGACUUUCGUAUCCAAAUCCGCAGCCCGACACAGAACCCAGUGACCAUUGAGCCCAUCACACCACCACCGCAGUAUGAAAACAAUGUGCCCGAGUUAGGGUAGCACCUCCAGCUCCUUCAUGGAUGCAGUUUUCUCUGGAGGGACUGAUGUGGAAACACAAUUUUAAAGGUUGGUACAAUGUCGAUGCGACAAUCGCCAUAUUCAUUCUGUCGCCGUGCGUCAUUGAAAGCAGCCUUCUUCAUUUAAACAGACAGUUUAUGUAACAUUUACUAUUGAUGUAACUAUUGAUGUAGCCGUUUGUGGGGAUCGGAGGGCAAAAGGGAAUUAAUUAGACUGUUCAAUGCUGGUAAACGUCACAUAUAUGAACCGUUUGGUCAUAACGAAGACGAUGCACUGAAAUUCAAUCUGCUGUUUGUCAAUGCUUGUGGAAAUAGCUUUUAAAUGGAUUUGUUUCUCUUAAAGUGUCUAAGGUGCGUAAGGUUGUCACAACACUGGAACAGUAAUUUAAAAAAAAUAGUAUUUCCAUGUGAGAUAAAGGAUACAUUUUUUUCAAACAUCUUGUAUUAAGAAUAAAUAUUUGUCCAUUAUAAUUAGAUAUUUGUGUUGCCUUAUGCAAUUUAAAAGGAACCACACUUUACAUGUCAUUAUCUUAACCGUAGAGCUGGCAGUUCAAAGCAGACGUUCGCAACCACAAUCGUGCAUUUGUGUAAUGAUUUUAAUAGAGGCAAAUUUGACACGGCUGUAUUUAUGUUCAGAAAUGUAAGUGUAUUUUUAUGGUCGAAUAAAAUCUACAGUAUCUGUAGUCCAUUUUAUAUUGUACUCCUGUUUUAAAAUGCAUGGAACUACUGUAACAAGAGGAUUUGCUUAGAGGGGUGGAAGAGUCAUUUGAAAUACUAAUCCCAACUCUUAAAAUGUAUUAAAAGUACAUCUCACAUAUGAAUCUCUAAUUUUAAAUCAGAGGGUCUAAACUUAUUAGGCCUCUAAUUAGACUUUAAAAUUCAAGUUUUUAAUUGAGUUUUCUAAAAAGGCACACAAGUCGUAUUUGUUAUGUCUACUAUAUUGGGUCAUAUGAGUGUGAACAUGACUAUAGGGGUGUUAUGUCAGGUCUAGAGAGCUCUAAUGUUUUAAAACGUAUGUAGAGGGUUGUAAACAGGUUUCCUAUGCUCUAAUGCUUAGAUUUAUAAAUAAGGAAUCCUACUUACAUUAACUUAUCACUAUAAAGGAGAAAUUAUUGCACAGUAUAUUUUUGUGAAUUAUAAUAUAUAUGCUGGUUAAAGUCUGGUAUUUGGCUGUUCACAUACACUAAAAUAAA
Doryrhamphus excisus (bluestripe pipefish) is the source of this 2410-nucleotide messenger RNA. The record is from RefSeq and is a predicted model, not a curated record. NCBI's taxonomy places the organism in Eukaryota, Metazoa, Chordata, Actinopteri, Syngnathiformes, Syngnathidae.